GCAGCCGUAUCCUUAAUAAGCCUUACUUUGGAGCGUUACCGCUACGAUGACAACGGAAACCGUUUUUGAUUUGGCAUAUGACCGAAUAAAAUCGUCGAAACGCCCCUUAAGGCCAAAGCUCCUGAAAUUAACAGAUGUUACCAUACCACACCGUAGUCGAAAGAAAAUUAAAGUAAAGUCAAAGGAUCGGUCAACGACUGUGCGUGAUCGUAUAUACGAUGAUCCGGCAUACACAGAAGACAUUAGCCACCUGGCUAACCCCCUACGCCGCAGCAGCUUGUCUGGCAAAUCUUCGGGAGGCUAUAACCACUGUUCCGAAGCUACAAUGCAGUCUGUAGCCAGUAGUAGUUCUUUGGGUAAACGCAGUCAGUUGACUAAGGACUUUCUAAAAUAUGCGGAAAGUAAAACAGUUAAAGCCAGCAACAGCGGAGCACUCAACAUGGAUUACGAAUUUGAUUCCAGCAGCUCGGAUAACGAGAAACAAAAACUAUUUAAGGACGGCAGCAUACCCAGGCGUGUGCUCAGCCUGGAGAGAAGCUUAGCCGCUACGGUUGACGAGAAGAACGAGAAGAAAGCAGCUACCCAAAAACGUAGCUCCAAGCAGAAACGAAAUCUGAGUCUAGAUAAUAGUAGAAAGACAACACAAUCACAUCCGCAACAGACGCCAAAUAAGGGUAAACAGAGUUACAUGAGUGAUAUACGAAAUCGGAAGGAACACAAUCGUAAGCAAUACCUGGAAACAGAAGCUCAAUCUGGCCGAGGUGCUAGCGAGAAGCAGGAUAUAUCAGUGCGUAUUUCGACACAGAAUUCGCUGGCCACGUUGCCUGUAGACGCGACAGCGAAAUUGCCAAUUGGCAGACGUCUUCUUAAAGGCGAAAUUGGUAUCAAAAGCUUUAACUAUUAUCUUCUGAAGGAGGGCCUAAAGAGCUCCAAGAAGCUUGAUAAGCAGCGUAAUGUAGGUGACGCAAAAACCGCCAAAAACAGUGACAAGAAAUUGCAUACGCGCAGCGAAGAGAACAUUUAUGAGGAGAUAUACUUUAAAGAUGUGUCAGGUUCAAUGACAAAGCUAAAGAGUAGCGUAACAAUACCUGCUGCAGCUGUGCAACCUAAUGAUGAAAUGCAAAACCAACACCAACAACAGGAGUGCAUGCCAGAUGCUGGCAUCUAUAUGGACUGUGAACUGUGCAUGCAGCAAUGUAGCAGGGAGAAUUGCAAGUAUUGUAUAGUCCAAGGUGACUCGGCGGCUAGUGCCCAGCUUCAGAAGGACGAUAACAGCGGGAAGCAAGCAGCCACAUCAAGCGAUCUGCCUGCUGCCCACAUUCUGGAGUUUCAGUCCUACAAUCCAAACAAUCCGGGCGUAUACAAAAUUGAAACGACGCCCGUUGCCAUAACAGGUGAAUACAAUCCGAUUCUGCAAUUCCAACAAUCAUCUGUGGGAACAUCCACCACAACCACGAUAUCACCUUGCGAACAGCAGCUGCACAACCAUCGUCACCACCAACAACAACAAAAACAGCAGCAACCACAACAACACAUAUACAGUGGUUUUGAUCAGCAAAACAAUGCUUUACAUCAUAACAUAGCAAGUAAUCCACUCACAAAUCGCUAUAACGCUGGGGGAGCCAGUCUUUUGCUGACACAGGCGACCCCACGACGACCGAAUCUGCAACAGGGUUAUAUAGUUGGCUACCAGAAUGGUGGUGUUGGAACAACAACUGCAUCCGUCCAACGCAUAAAUACUAAAUCUUCCUCCUCGAGCGACUCUCUGCCUUAUCACAAAUAUAACACAAUGGCCCGGCUAGAGGCGAAUGUGUUUGCCACACCAGCCGUGGGUGAAAUCUACUAUGCCAUUGGUGGCGUAGAAGGGCCUCCCAUGCAUCCCUUAAUGUAUGCGGGUAGCAGGCCGAUAGGUGGCUCACAGAUUUUGGUCGACAAAUUUGAAUCGCAAAUGUACAAGAGCGAUUCGAAAGCAUCCAUCCUGAGUGAAUUCUCUCUUCGAAGCAGCGAUAAUUCACAGCGCUACACACGCUACCCACAUCGCUCAAAUAUAUUCUCAUCCCAUUCCAAUGCACAUCAGCGUCGGUACUUUGGCAGCACGGAAAGCUGUCGCAUUGGUUAUGACUGCAGACGCUGCAGUUUGGACGGCAUUAUGAGUAGAGGGGUAAUGGGUAUGGCAGCAACUGACAAAUGCACCAAUUCUGAUAACUGUCGGUCUGACUGUCGCAACUGCGAUUGCUCAUCAAGCUAUUUUAGCUCCGAUUUUGAUGACAUUUAUGGCACGAUGGCUCGUGGUGGCAGCAGUGGCAUACCGCGCAAAACAGCGGCAGGUACGCUGCCAUCCAGCAGUCCAGCGGAUCCCAGUAACUAUAAGCAGACACCUCUAGUGAUGCCAGAAGAACAGCCACCGCAGCUGGACCUCAAGCAGAACAAAUAUGCCAUGGACUUCUUCAAACACGUCAAUGACGUCAAGCGCAGCAUCUAUCAGUCCGAAAUGCAGCGGAAUAACAGUCUGGAGUCGACACGCCGAGGACGCAGAAACAGCAGCAACCUAAAAUUUAGUCCCAAACGAUCAGCCUCCCAACCGCCUUUAGCACCGCUAAUUGUGACUACACUACCGCUCAGCAAAGGACGUGGUACAACACCAACAAAACCAACUCCUGCGCCUAGGACAAGCCUUCAAAACCAAUCACAGCAAAAGCCGCCAGAGGACACGAAGCCUCCGUCGGCGAAGCGUAAGCCACAACCAACAGAGCGCCGUGAGUAUCCUUCGUUGGAUCGACUGGUAGCCUCCUCAACUGGAGCCAUACCCAAAUGGCAGAGCCAUACAGUGGGGGAAGAAGAUCCAACAAGUAAUAAACAAAAGUCCAAGCAAACGGAAACAGAGUCACGAGAGCGACGUGAUCGAAGUGCACACGCAGAUUCUAGCGGGUCAGUAGCUGCAGCUGUAAUUGGUACCUCAGGAAAAAGACACCAUCGCUCGAGUAGCGGAAAGACUCAUCCAAGUGUUAGCAACCAAUUACCUAUUAUACGACGCAAGGACAUACCCGCUCCACCGCCACCAUCACCAGCAACUUACUCAGAUCUCCAAGAGUUGAAGGCCAACAUGGAGGGGCUCCAGGAUGACACCAAGUCCCGCUCCUUAGAAAGUGAAACUAGCGAAACGCCCACAACUACCACCGACCUUAUGGCAGUAAAAAUAGCGCAGGGGACUGUAACAGCCGUUGCAACAGCACUAAAAGCUCUAGCACCGAUAGCCGAGCUUACUGUCAAAAGCAAUACAGGAACAAGUGCGAGCAAAGCUGCGCCGGAAACGGAGGAUGAUGAUGUUUUCUACGAUGCACGCAGCGAAAAUUCUACAGGCGGCUUAAGUGUUCUACCCACCGCGGAAGGCGCUGUGCAAACUGCAAUUGCAAUGGGCCAGCCGUGUAAGGAUGCCUGCAUUAUACAACCAGAGCUUGACAAUUUCGACAUAUUAAUACAAAGCGCAGUUACGAUUUUGACAACGACGGAUAGGAGCGAACAGCAGCAGCAGCUGCCCAAGGCCAUUGUUGAAAACGCGAUACAGACUAAAAUCGUGAAUGUCGCUACAGUAUCGGCCACAACGAGUCGGCAGUCACCAAAUGAUGACGAAGUUGGCGAAGCCACAAAUGUAACAUCGACAAUGGAGGCUGGCAGCAAAAAGAGUUUGGCCACAUGUUGCCAAAGUGAAGCAGUAGCGAGUAUUCAGCAAAACGAAGCAACAGUCAAAACAAACAGCGAAGCUGCGAGCACAACAAAACGUAAUAAUAAUACAAGCACAUCAGAGGUAAUAACCCGAAAUGUUGACGCAACAUGUGUGGAGGGGCAAGAGACCAGUUUGACGGCAACAAAUGUUUCCCACAAAUACACAGACAGUAACAACGACAACAAUUCAACAACUAUUGAAGCAACAUUGGAGCUCGAGUUCAGUUGCAAGUCGGCACACACGGACAGCGCACCGCUGGUACACAGUGAGCCGCCUACAGUGCCUGCAGCAACAGCUGUACCGACCCAGGACUAUACCUGUCUCGACUCCAGCGAGGCAUUUUCCGACGAUAGUCACCUGACGCGUGACUCUGUGACUCGUGAGUCACAAAACGACGAACUCUCAUCAUCGACGGUCGAUAAGCUUGAUCUUAGCACAUUGCCGCUUCCAGCCCUUCCGCCAAAACGAAGACGUACGCGUUCGCGUGCCAGUCCUUCAAAGUAUCAUCAUCAGCAGCAGCAGCGUUUGGAAGACAGCGAAUAUGCAGAUGUAGCAGAUUCAAAAUCGGGCACAGCUUCAUCUCAGAUAUACCGAAAGCAAAAACAAGAAAAGGACUCAAUCCCGGAUUCGGUUAAAGCUGACCUCAUAAGAGUUCCUGACAACACAGCACAGCAAGACCAGCAACUGCAGCCGCAUAUAUCCGCACUCCAGCAAUACGUUGCAAAGCGACGUGACAGUCUUGAAGCAUCCACGCGUAACUUUAACGAGAAACUGGAGGCGCGUAGAAAGCUCUGCCACAUGGGUGGUACUGGUGGCAUAAGUGGUGCGAGCGCCACAUCUACAACGGAUGGUGGUGUGCCCACUUAUCUGUUUGGUGAGCAGUUCUAUGGUGCUAUUCGCAAAUCAAAGUCACCAUUGAGCAACAAAGAGGAAAUAUUUUUAAACAAGUCCGGCUGGGUGCAAGUAAGCACAAAGCCCAGCACCAACAGCAAGAACCAAAGUCUACACCUUAAUUAUAGUCGCCGAAAUGCAGACGGUGCUAUGCAGGACAAGAUCCAAGGACGUAAUGCUAUACGGGUCAUACAGAGCGAUCAUGCACAUCGUCCAGAGUUGUGUCGGCAACCAAUUGUGCACCACUUGCCAAACAGGUGUGAGCGUGAGCCAAAAUUCGUUGGCUCUAAGGUGGAAGAGCUAAUUCAGCGCAACGAAGCCCGACUAAGUGGGCUCUCAUCGAAAGAAGCGACGCUGCGUCCAGGUUAUCGAAUUGUCGAUCCUCAACUGGCAAGCAUACUCAAUGAGCGUCCCGGCUUUCUACCCGUCAACGAUCUUGAAUCACCACCACCCGUGACACCCAUUCUGUCGCCACCACCAGCUUUUCAGGAUAACAGUAGCAAUAUCAUUCGUACUCCAUGGCAUCAGGAACGACGGAAGUUUACCCGUCAGUCAUAUACACCUACACAGCAACCAAGGGCAUUUCAGCCUAUGCUUCUAAAGAAUCCACAACAACAGCAGCCGGGGCAUGGCAGUGGGCCGAACAGUGUCAAAGGCAUGGUCUUCUCACGGAGUUUCGAGUAUGAUACGCGUCGACCCACCAAUACCUAUGUAGAGACAUUUUCGCGCAGCUUCGAUGACAAUCUGUCGGAACGUCCAUCUGUCCUGCCAUCUUUGGCCGUUCAGCGUGAGCGGUCUCUCAACUUUAGCACUCUGACUGGCAACUCUCCCAAUUAUUUGUCGAAGCGUGAGGGCAGCGGUGGCGGCAACGUCAGCAACAACGUCGCCGGAAGACCGAUGCGUAGCAGAGACAACUCACCAAAGUAUUUGCAGCCGCAAACUACCGCCUAUCUGAAUGCGUCCGUAAAGGAGGCGCCACCCGGCUAUAGCGUGGCUAGCAGCAAUAUAGCCAAGUACUCACCCCGUUCGCGCCACGAUCGUACCUUUGAACGGUCCAAGAGCCACAAUGUGAUUGGACGUUCGAGGAAGUCACAAUUUAACUGCAUGGGCAGUAGCAAACCAGGAGCCCAACCUCCCUCUGUUCUGGGUAUGUCGCGUUUCCGCAGCCUGGAUACGACUAUCAACAACCGACUCAACUCAUGCGACAGCGGUGCUCGUUCAGAUCUUUCAAAUGACGAGAUCGACAACGAGGAUGGCAGCUCCACGGAAUUCUUAUCGGCGACUAAUUACCAGUAUCCGAAUAUGGCUUCAGGCUGUGCCAGCAUCUCACCAUUUAAGGCUCAGCGAUCCUUAACACCUGACCGAAAUGAUUCGCACAGCUCUUCAAGCAGUUUGCGGAAACAACGAUCUCUCACGCCCGAAUCGCGUUCCCUGACGCCGGAGGAGAGACGUAAACGGGGCUCACAGAUAUCCCUGAUUGGCUCACGUCAGAGUUCGAGUUCGCACAACAACACGUUAGACCGACGUCAUCGACAUGAGGACAAAACACCGCCAAUUAUAUCGCGCAGCUCAUCCAGUUCCAGUUACAGUCGCCGUGACUCUCACGAGCCAUUAAACAGCAGUCCAAGCACAACUGCUGCCACUGGCGGAUUACCUGGUGCGGCAAACUAUCGCCGUUCCGUGGGACGCAGUGCAACUAAGCAGACGGAGCACGAGCAUCUCAUUCGACGUUCCAGAUCCCUUCAACUUAGCGAGCGGUCACCGAAUCGCGGUCAAAAAUCGGUAAUAUGUGUGGGUACUGCAUCCUCAUUGCAAAAGCAGGCAGCACCUGUUCAUUAUCAGCAAGCGAACAGUGGCAUAUUUCCAAACUCAAUGCGGACCACCGGACUGGCGGCUAAUAAAAUGUUGGCCAGCUCAAAUGGAACAACUGGCCACUCAACACGACUGCGUCAGAGCGAUGUGGACAAGGCGUGCUCCUUUGACUUCGACUACAACAAUUACAAUCGCAGUGGCAGUGGCAGCGCCGGCAACGCCGCACGUUCCUCCACCCAUACAAGUGGCAGCGGUGGUGACAGCGGCAGCAAUCAGAAUCUGUGGUUGGACUGUGAUAAAAGCCGUUCAUUCGACGAGGAUUACCGCGAAGCAUUGCUCAACAACAAUGGCAGCAGUGGCGCCGGCAUACGUUUCUUGCAGCCGGGCAAUGAAUCGAAUGUGAUUGUAUCUGCAUCUUCCACCCGUCUGCGUCAAUCCAGCUCUCCGGUUGGUACCGCCGCUCAUGAGCAUAUGACAACACGCUCGCCACAGUCUUCAGGCUCAUCGUCUAACAACCUGCACCAGACAUCGCACCGCACGAGCAGCCCGCAGAGUCAAAGCUAUGGUACGCGUCUCUGUGACCACGAAUUAACCUACGAGAUGCUAAGAAAAUCACCUAUCAUGAACUUUCGACGUGACACUGAUUAUGAGCUGCCUGUGCAAUUGCGCAACCGCGAAACCAUCAAUUCCGGCGGCAACAGUGAGCUUAACUUUAUGAGUAACGAAACGCACAUUUACGAGCACCCGACAACUGUGCUGAAGCCACAUCGUUCCGUCUCACGCGAGGAUCAUUUGUACAGGUCGACGGCGGCACUGCCACGGAGUAGCAGUCCUGAGCCGCAAUUGGAAAGAGCAACUACCAACAAGAAAUGCAAAAAAAGUUUAACAUCCUGCGAUUAUUGGCCACGCUGCGACGCUUGUUGCAGCACCAGCACUAGCAACUUACAAUAUUUAGUGUCUUCGGCUUCAGUGAAACCAGUUGUGGUCAGGAAACAAAAUUCAUCACCAGCAGUUAUUCAGAAUAUGCAGCAGCAACAAAUCUCCGAAGUGACCUUAAAUGGGGAUCCCAUUAAAUUGAACAUUUGCACAGCAACAACAAUAAUUCCACACACCCAACAGUAUACACAUAGCAAAUGCACGACACCCCAAUGGACUUUCCUCUGCAGUGGUGGUGUCAACGCACCACCAGAGAACGAAGAAAGCGGAGUUAAUCACAUAGCCACGACCAGCAGCGAUCGUCGACAGCCAACUGCUGUUAUUCGACCCCGUGUAGUACCAUCAGCGAUAAGUUCUCUUGAGAUUUUAGGGGACUGUGAACAUAUUAUCAGAACACCAUUAUUAUCAGAACAGCAUGUCAAAGAACAUCAGAGGCCUGCGCGGAAGCAAACGGGAACAUUACCUAGCAACUUCGAAGAAAAUUCCAAAAGAUCAAAACAGAGUCAGCCCUCAACACCAGAAUCUCAGAGCCAACAAUCGGCCCGAACUCGCAAUGGAAACCAAGACUUGGACGCUAUAUUGAAAAAAGCUAACAGUGGGAGCUACCGGAAACGACAACGUUGUCAUUCACUGCCGAGUAGAAUUACAGCAUCGCAGCAGCUGCUCACGAUCGAAACUACCGUGGGAUUGCCGAAAAAAGAAAAGGAUGAUAUCAGCGUAAUUGAUAUAAGAUGUAACGGAUAUGUCGAGUGUUUGUCGCAGCAGAUGCGAGCUAUUUCGAGUCCUACUCUAACUGGUUCAUUCACGGAGCAAAAGAAUCCCCACUCAAAGCACACUGUAGCUAUUGAUUCAGCAACCAAUCCAUAUGCUACAAAAGAAACCAGCGGAGGCAGCACUGCAGUUGGAGGUGGCAGCUGCGGCGUCUUACAGAAAUUCAAACGAACAUUGCACAAUUUAAACUACAGAAAUCAAUUGCAAAUGACACCACUGACCGGAGGUGCCGAUCUUCACAUGGUCGGCAAAUCAUCGCCCCCAGCACAGACACUUACAGCACCAGCGCAAGCUAAAAUCACCGACGCGCUCCAAACUGUCAAUUUUAGCGGUGAUACAAGUUCAGCCAAAUAUCGCUUUGGACCGCUUAUUUGGCGUUCAUCAAAGGAGCGUCAAAAGGCAAAAUUCAAUCGCCGUGACAAAUGCAACUCCGGUGAUUCGGGCAUACAAAUUGAACUCGAACAUGAUGAGCACUACGUGCGUGCGCUGGCUGGCGCACAAAGAGCAGCCGCUACCCUGAUUAACACUUCGCAGGACAUAGAUGCAAAAGCACGCUCGAUACGCCGCUCUCAUUCUGCAAAGGCAAGUAACAUAUUGGAACAGACAGCUUCAAAACCACCGGUCUACAAAGAACUGAAAAUAGGCAGCGAUUGCAGCAUAGAACGUGAGGCACCCGAAUCCUUACCAACGCGUUCGAUCAGUCAACCGAGUGGGCUCGAUAUAUAUGGAGUACGUCGCGCCUAUAUUGAGGACAGCGACAGCGACAGCAUCGCGUCACAUGAGGAAGCGAACAGCUACCAUCCCAUUUAUGCGGAAGUGCUCUACAACUUCACCGCGGCUGGUCCGCAAGAGUUGGGUCUAGAGCGUGGCACAGUAAUCGAGAUAUUACGCAAGGAAUUGGGUCCUUGGUGGUUUGGACGCAUUAAAAAGCAGGAUGCCAGCAUUGUGGAAGAAAUACUUGAUCCUGAGCUAGGCUGGUUUCCCAAAGACUUUGUGCGCAUUAUACACAAUCGCGAAAUAGAUGAAUUUUUCUACGUGCGAAAGACGAUGUUGUGCGAUGAGCCUGUUGCAGCCGUUAAAGGUUUUGAAAUACCAGUGCCCGUCAGUGAAUUGGACACUAGCCACGAGAGUCCCAAUGCUACCAUAACUAUAGAUCAAAGCAACAUCACUACUAUAGUCAUUGAGUCACCCCCAUCUGCCGUCUUUAGAUCACCAACGCGUAUUAAUACGAUGCAGGAUAGUUGCCAUGCGUUACGGAAAGGCGCUGUUCGCGAGCUUCUCGAAACUGAAGUCAAUUACGUAAAGCUUCUGGCUGCCAUUUGUGAUGGAUAUUUGCCUGUCAUGAGCAAACGCAUCGAUAUAUUCUCCCCCAACAGCAUACGGCUCAUAUUCUCGAAUAUAACAGCCAUAUACAAGUUUCAGCAAGUGUUUUUGGAGGAACUGCGACAAGGCAUCGAACAAAAUCAAAUAUCAAAGGUCUUUUUAAAAAUGUAUAAAGGAUUUCUUUGCUACUCCACGUACUGUAAUGCUUAUCCACGUGCACUUAUUGAACUUGAAUCCUAUGAACGCAUCAAAGAUGCACACAUCAUUCUGGAAAAACUUAUCCCGCACAGUUGCCGGGAAUCCGAGAACUUAGCCGAACUACCACUAUCUGCACAUCUGCUGGCGCCAGUGCAACGCAUCUGUCGUUAUCCUCUGCACCUUAACGAACUUAUUAAGACUGCUGUGAAUAGUGAAAGUACAGUUGACACUAUUGACAUCGGCAUCCCAACGGAUACCUUAGACUAUGAACAAAUCGACGUGUCCAAGUAUAAUGUUGCCGAUACGCACGACACCGUUAAUAUGGCUCUUGAGAAAAUGCGCGGUAUCACAGAGGCUGUAAAUGAAGGUAAACGCCACAGUGAGACCAUUGCACGACACCAAGCCAGUUUUCAAAACUUUAAAGGAACACCCCUACACCUGCAGAGCACGCGAUUUUUCUUUCAAGUGGACGCCACACGCCAAAAGCAAAACCUGUGGAAUAGCAGCUACACUCUUUUCCUUUUUGAUAACCAAUUGAUCUACUGCAAACGUGAUAUCAUCAAGCGCAGUAAUUUUAUCUACAAAGGACGAAUCUUUUUGGAUCGGUGUCGAAUCGUGAACGUGCGAGAUGAAAAAAUGUUUGGUCACACAAUCAAGAACUCACUACGAAUCUAUUGCGAAUUACGGGACAAGUGGUACGACUUUAGCUUUCGCUCGGCAAACCGUAAACAUCGUUUUCUCAAUACGCUCGCCUUGGAGCGACAAUUUAGUGACAAGGCCCUGUACGUGUCUGAGAUGACUGGAUUUGAAUACAACUAUGAAGAGCGACCGGGUGACUUUUCUGACCAAUCGGACUAUGAGUUGCCGGACUGUGAGCACGCACUGGGCACCACAUCGGCAAGUGGCGACAGUUCAGUACCUGAAUCGCCGUCCAAGUCACCUUACCGCUCUUGCGAUACUUUACCAAAAAAGUCACAGUCGCGCGAUGCCAUUGCCAGUACCAGCCACGGAUCUGGACAGAUGCUUACGACAACGUCAACUGGUUCGUUGGGCCGACGCCGCCUUGGCAACUGGUUCCGCAAGCCAAAGAGUUCCAACUGUACACCGAGUCAGUCGCCAACGCACAAGUCGAGCUUUGAUGCGGAUUUGACGUUAACAGCCGCACGCGUAGCAGCCAUCGAAAUGGCAGCUGCCGCAGAACAAGAGGAGGAUAGUUCGUUCACUUAGUCAACCUAAUUAUACAUAAUAAGUUAUAAUUAAAAAGAUAUAUGUGAGUCGCAAUACGUAUAAAAAUAGAUACAUAUGGGUACGAAAAUACGUAUAGUCGCAUUACAUGAUUAAAAUGCCAAAUAUAUUAAAUAUUUGUUAAAAUUAUACAUAAAAAAUGCAUUUAAUAAUAGCGACACCUAAGUGUAUCCUUUACAAUUUGUUGCGUUUGUAUUUGUUAGUUAACCCUUUAAAGAGCGCUAUUUUUUUUAAAGAGUCAAUUAUAACCAAAAUUGACAUGUCCCUUAUGCGUAAGCAAAUUAAUAAUAAAUGUUUUUGUGUG
This is a messenger RNA of Drosophila grimshawi, 11204 nucleotides long. RefSeq lists its product as uncharacterized. Gene Ontology annotation, molecular function: guanyl-nucleotide exchange factor activity; protein binding. The transcript has 14 exons. The record is from RefSeq and is a predicted model, not a curated record. Gene Ontology annotation, cellular component: cytoplasm. Bases 47 to 10882 code for a protein of 3611 amino acids. NCBI's taxonomy places the organism in Eukaryota, Metazoa, Arthropoda, Insecta, Diptera, Drosophilidae.